This is a messenger RNA of Branchiostoma floridae (Florida lancelet), 3983 nucleotides long. RefSeq names its product leishmanolysin-like peptidase. Gene Ontology annotation, molecular function: metalloendopeptidase activity. The record is from RefSeq and is a predicted model, not a curated record. The transcript has 19 exons. Gene Ontology annotation, biological process: proteolysis; cell adhesion. Gene Ontology annotation, cellular component: cytoplasm; membrane. Lineage: Eukaryota; Metazoa; Chordata; Leptocardii; Amphioxiformes; Branchiostomatidae. Bases 55 to 2076 code for a protein of 673 amino acids.
GCCAAUCACGUUCCCGUGCCUUUCCGGUGUCCGAUAUCCUGGGAACGAACCAAGAUGGCGACCGCCGGCAACAACAUUUCGGUCACCGCAGCGUUUUCCCUGCUUGUUUCCUUGUUUUUGUGCUUACUAGUUUACGCAAAAGCUCACAAAUGUACGCAUCAGGUUCCCAAACCCAACGAGGUUGUCCAUGGUGUCCACAUAGAACCAGCACACAUAGUCAAGAAGAGAAGUCUGGACCAACCAUUGAGAAUACACCUUGUUUAUGACAGUAGCAUAGAGCAGUUAUCUACAGAAAAGAAAGAUCUAGUAAAGAAUGUUUUGUUCCCUCAAGCCAAGGAGUUCCUACAAAACACUCUAUAUGUGAGGGGGACAGGUGUGCCUAUUUUGUUAGAUCGGCAGUGCCAGACAGGCCAUGCAGUGAUCCUGGAGAAUGAUCCCCACCUGUGCUGUGAGACGGCCUGUAAUGCCACCACCAGGUGUGGGGAGGUACAGGUGCCUGAGGAACAUCUCAGACAGUGUCGAAUCUGGACGCAACAGACCGGCUGUAACCUGGUGGGGAACCCUUCUGGACCAGGCGUGGCCAGCGCUGACUUCAUCCUGUAUGUGUCAGCCAAGCAGACGGACCGCUGUGGGGUGGACGACACUGUCGCUUAUGCUGCUUAUUGUCAACUGGAAGCUGCUCUAGACAGGCCAGUUGCAGGCUACGCCAAUCUGUGCCCAAAUGUCAUCUCCACCAAGCCUCACGAGUUCGCCAGCCUGCUCUCCACUGUCAAGCAUGAAAUGAUCCAUGCCUUGGGCUUUUCCUCUGGCCUGUUUGCGUUUUACCGAGAUGAGAAUGGAGACCCUCUGACAGACAGAAAUGCUAAUGGCAAGCCUGCGUUCAACGACCAACUUGGAGUUUACCAGUGGAGUGAUCGUGUGAUCCAGGAGGUGACGUAUCCCGAGUGGCACAUACGUGGUGGUCGCAUCAUUCCGCAUACAGUUAACGUCAUCAUCACGCCUAAAGUCGUGGAAGAGAUAAGGAACCACUUUAACUGUUCAGACCUUCAAGGAGCUGAAAUCGAGAACCAGGGGGGUGCCGGUACAGAAUGGAAUCACUGGGAAAAGCGUUUACUGGAGAGUGAAGCCAUGACAGGAUCCCACACCCAAAACAGGGCCUUCUCCAGGCUAACUCUGGCACUUAUGGAGGACACAGGAUGGUACAGAGCUAACUACGACAUGGCAGAGCCCCUACUUUGGGGGAAGAACCUGGGUUGUGAUUUUGCAAAGAAGAGCUGCAAAUACUGGAUUGACUCGCAGACACAAAAAGGGGAGUUGGUUGCCCCAUACUGUAACACAGUCCAACAGAACCCCCUCCAGCUGAGGUGCAGUAUAGACAGGGUGUCGGUCGCUCUGUGCAACCUGCAGAACUACAACAGAGUCAUUCCUGAGGACUACCAGUACUUUGACAGCAUACCCGGUCAAGACAGUGCAGCUCUACAAAACUUUGGAGGCGGGGUGGCCUUGGCAGAUUAUUGUCCUUUCAACCAGGAGUUCAACUGGCAGUCAGACGGAGUGUUCUCCCGAGCGUCCAACUGUGACACAGCAGAGAACGCCCCCUCAGACAGAGACAAUUAUGCGCUGGAGUACUACGGCCAGGACUCCAAGUGUGUGGAGCAGGGCAGGGCCUGGAUGAAGGAGGACUGUAGGCAGAGGGCACCGGCUGUGGACUGGGGCAGCGGCUGCUACAAGUACCGCUGUACCAACCAGGGGCUGAUUGUGGAUGUGGCAGGAAAGGAAUAUCGCUGUUACAGAAAAGGACAAGAGUUGCCUAUUGCAACCGUCAAAGGCUCCUGGCUGUAUACGGGCAGUCUGAUUUGUCCAUCAUGUGAAGAAAUGUGUUGGGAUAAUCUACAGAUCACCUGCCCAGCAGAGACAGACCCUCCCAAUGUGUCCACAGCCUCAACAAGACCCCAGGUCCCUUGCGGCACUGUUCAGAGUGUAUCAGAGUCGUCUGGUCGAACAGCAACUCUCGGAAUGUUGUUCCUCAACCUCAUUCCACUUUUGGUUGGAAUCCUACUGUGCAAUACUCCUUAGGCAUUGCUGUUAGGCCACACCAAUUUAAUUUCUAGGUUCUUAGACUUGAACACUCCGAUUUUUUCCCUGAAAAAAAAAACGAAAAAAGGUGAAUUACAAAAGAUCACAUGUACCAUUUUCAUAAUUUUUAUCAAUUCCUCUUCCAGUCGAGCAGUUAAAAAUGUUCGUGUCUUUGUAGUUACUAUUUUUUUUCAUUUGUCAAGGCAUCAAAAGCUGGAAUAUCAUUUUGUAAGAUAUAAAGCCCGCUAUCAUGCUGAUUCUGUAGCUCUUGUGGUAGUAUUUUGGUUCUAUCAUGGUAGCCAUCUUUCUUUUCUAUUUCUGUUUUUGUUUAUUUCCAUGCACAAGUCUAAGAAUCAAGAUAAUACAUUGGUUUGGCCUUGAGUAGAAUAAAAAUGUCCAUGAGCCAGUUUUUUAAAAACUGAUGUACCCCCUCUACAUUCCCAGUAGAGAUGUGACAUCUAUAGAGUUCUGUCACAGAAUUAGUAAUCAUGACCAGAAAUAUUGGACAAGUACACUAAUAACAAGAUUUGAAUCAGGGUGUUACAAUCAACCCAAUAUGUGCCAUUGUUUGUCCAAGUGUUACAGCAAUACAACACAGUGAUAUCAUGAUAGGAAUUACUGUAGGAAGAAUAUUAAUGAUAGUUUUGUAAACAUUACUAAGGGAUCAAAAAACUUAAGCAAAAGCUUAAAAGUUACAAUUUACUAUUUAGGCACACCACUGCCUGAAAAGAAGACCAAUUAAUGUUUUUCCACAAUAAUAUCUUUAAUACAUUACCAUGACUGACAAAAGAUUGAAAAAUUGCUUAAAUUGCAAAGUACCAAACUGCCCAGGGUUGGGGAUUUCUGUUUUUAGAAUAUUUUGCAUAAUAUGCUGUGUUUCCAACACAUGUUUUCUUUGCUGUGCAAAUGAGAGACAUAUAGUUACUCAGAGUUGCAAUGAUUUGGCAAGCAUAGUACCUUGUCUCAUCUAUGAACUAACUUAUAGCUAAUUUCUACUAAAUACAAGAGAUCUGAAUUCUUUCAUUAGAUAUUGCUUGAAACUUUGUACAGAUGAAGAUUGAGCAUUCACUAACCUCCUUAGAUGGUAGCUAAUUAUAUAUCUGUAAUUUCCUCAUGCAUGAGCAUUAAUCAAGUAACGUAAUAGAGAUUGACAUAUGCAUAUGCAUAGCAAUACUUUGAACAAAUGAUGGGAGGAACUUCAUUUUGUAGCAUCUUUUUUCUGCAUCUUUUAGUUGAGAAUGCCAAGUUGAUGAUGCUUGAUUUUGUAUACUGAUAAAAAAUUUGAUCCAAAUCAAAUUCAGCUUGACAAGAAAAUCAGCAUGUAACAGAAUUAAGCAUACGUAGUAUGAACAAGAUAUUAUCUUUACAUCUUACUACUGUAAUUUUUCUUAAGUCUAGAUCUCUGGUUGGUUUUAUUGUUGAUUCCUUGCAAGUAAGUGCUUAUUUGAUUAUGUUGCUGGUCAACAUAUCCAAUUAAUUUUUCAAUGUUUUAAGCAAAAAAAUUUAAUCAUAAGAAAUGUUACCGCAUGUAUGGAGCUGUUGAUAUUUUCGAGCCAUUGUUAUUUUUCUUGUUCUUACUAUGUUUUAUGCUUUUUGUAGUGAGUAAUAGCAAUUGGAGGUUUGACAAGGCCUAAAUAGGCUACCCACACAGUAAUAGUACACCACAUCUUGGGACAAUUAGUGGCCCACUAGGGCUGUCUCGGCUUUAAAUUUUUUUCCAUCCCACUCACUGCCCGUGUUGUUGAUUUUCCUUGUGAAAUAUGUCAUUUUAAGCUCAUGAAAAUAGAUUUUCAACGGUUUCAUGUCAGAAAUUUAAGAUUUUAGGGAUGGAUGAAGUAAAAAAAAUUCCACCCCAACAAGCAAAUUUCCAUUCUGGGACAAAGGGACUGGUCGUGGAGACAGCCCUG